UAGGUUCACGUCACUGGGAAAUUCCAGUGGGGAAGUAAAUUGUAUUAACAACUGUCCAAUUCACGUUCUAGUUGUCUUUUGUUCUUAACCAUUUGACAUAUACCAUCAUUGCUCAAUUUAAACACAUGUAUUCAGUCUGAUCGGAUAACACUGGUGGUGGACGACAUCUGCCGCUGUUUAAUUAGCUCUAGCUGCUACUAUACUAGAUACUGUAGCAGCUUGCUAAUGAGUUCACCCAAACAGCAUGGCGCAAUAGGUGCGAAACUCAGUUCAAAUUAGGUAGGGACUGCCACUGCAAUUUCAUGUUGGAAUCGGAUUUGUGACCUCCUAAAGCAGUCACAGACACAAACAUGGCUGAUGAGGAUUACCUGUCAAAUCAAACCCCGUUCUAUGAACCACUAUGGGAUAUCUCAUCUUACUCGGACAUACCACAGCGAACAGUGGAUGGCCCGUACCUUCAGAUCACUGAGCAGCCCAAACAGAGGGGCUUCCGUUUCCGGUACGGCUGCGAGGGGCCGUCUCACGGCGGGCUCCCGGGAGCGUCCAGUGAGAAGAACAGGAAGUCCUAUCCUCAGAUCAAGAUCUGUAACUAUCAGGGCAUGGCUCGCCUGGUGAUCCAGCUGGUCACCAACUCCAGCAGCCCACACCUGCAUGCUCACAGUCUGGUGGGCAAGCAGUGUGACAAGGGCAUCUGCAUCGCUGACCUGCAGCCCAAAGACUCCUGCCUCAGUUUCCCCAACCUGGGGAUCCUGCAUGUGACCAAGAAGAACGUGAUCAAGACCCUGGAGGAGAGGAUGAGCGAGGCCUACAGGAUGGGCUACAACAGUGGGCUCGCCAUCCACCCGGAAAUAGACGUCUACCAGGGAGAGGUCCACUUCCCCAGGGAGCUCACAGAGCAUCAGAAGAGCCUGAUCAGCGGAGCAGCAGGUCAGCAGUCUAAGGAGAUGGACCUGAGUGUGGUCCGUCUCAUGUUCACGGCCUUCCUGCCGGACAGCGACGGGGGCUUCUCUCGCCGGCUGGACCCCGUCAUAUCAGACCCCAUCUUCGACAGCAAGGCCCCUAACGCCUCCAACCUGAAGAUUGUGAGGAUGGACAGAACGGCCGGCUGUGUGACUGGAGGAGAGGAGGUCUAUCUUCUCUGUGACAAGGUUCAGAAAGAUGACAUCCAGGUGCGUUUCUACGAGGAGGACGAUAGGGGGAUGACCUGGGAGGCCAUGGGAGACUUCUCCCCCACCGACGUCCACCGGCAGUUUGCGAUCGUCUUCAAGACCCCCAAGUACCGGGACCUGAACCUGCAGAAGCCCACGUCGGUGUUGGUGCAGCUGAAACGCAAGUCUGACAACGAGACGAGCGAGGCCAAGCCCUUCAUCUACCACCCUCAGAUCAUAGACAAGGAGGAGGUUCAGAGGAAGAGGCAGAAGACACUCCCAAACUUCCAGGACUUCAGCGGAGGAGGAGGCAUGUUCGGAGGCGGAGGGGGCGGGCCCACAGCGGGGGGCGGGCCUGGCACGGGGGGAGGAGGUUACUUUCAGGGCUAUUCCACCUACAACAACUACAGCACAGGUUAUGGAGCAGGGUUCUCCACCAGUAUGAGUGGAGGUGGGGGUGGCAUUAAACAUGCCCCUCAGAGCAGAGCGGAGGACAGCAGAGAUGACGGCAGCGACCCAGACGAUGACCCAGCCUCGGGGGCCAUUCUGAGGGUCAGAGCCCAGCCGGGGCCCACCGCUCCUGGGGAGCUGGAGGAGGAGGGAGGGGCGGAGGUGGAGCCGGAGGGUGGGUCAGGAGAGACAGACAGAGCGUGUGUGUGGGAGGACAGGCUGGUGAGGGUAGCAGAGAGACACGCAGCAGCUCUGUUUCAGUACGCCGUCAGUGGAGACGCCCGCUGCCUUCUGGCCCCACAGCGCCACCUACUGACCACCCAGGACGAGGACGGAGACACGGGUCUCCAUCUGGGAGUGAUCCACAGCCAGACUGCAGCAGUGACGAGUUUGGCCCAGGUCAUAGCUGGCCUGCCUGGAGAGGAGGGCCUCAACAUGAGGAAUGACCUGUACCAGACUUCUUUGCACCUAGCUGUGAUCACCCAGCAGAAAGAGGUGGUCCAGGCCCUCCUAUUAGCCGGGGCUGAUGUCACUAUGGCCGAUCGCCACGGCAACACAGUGCUGCAUCUGGCUGCCCAGCAAAAGGAGGGAGGCAUGCUGGGAUUCCUGCUGCAACACCAGGAAGUGACCGAACUAGUGGAGCUCCCCAAUGCAGCAGGUGUGUGUGCGGUGCACCUGGCCGUGCUGGCUGACAGCCUGGCCUCGCUCAGGGCUCUCCUGCAGGCCCGUGCCAGCGUGGAGGUCCAGGAGAGGAGCUGCGGGCGCACCUCCCUCCACCUGGCCACCGAGAUGGACAACGUCUCCCUGGCUGGGUGCCUGCUCCUGGAGGGCAACGCCAGCGUGGACUGCUGCACCUACAACGGCUCCACCCCCCUGCACAUCGCCGCUGGACGGGGCUCUGUGAAACUCACCGCCCUGCUCAUCGCCGCUGGUGCUGAUCCUCACAGAGAGAACUUUGAGCCUCUGUUCUUCAGAGAGGAAGACUGCUGCGGGGAGGAGGAAGAGGAGGAUGAAGGCUAUAUCCCGGGAACAACGCCGCUCAACAUGGCUGCCAGCGCUGAGGUGUCGGAGGUCCUGAACGGGAAGGAGUACGAGCCAGAGACCCCCUUCACAGUCUGCGUCCCUCCUCAAGGGGACAUGGGGACCCUGGGCCCGGACACCAAGCAGGCUCUGUGCCAGGUGCUGGAGGGGGCGUGUGGAGGCUGGGAGAGCCUGGCUCGGGCCCUGGGGAUGGGCAUCCUCAGCUGUGCCUUCAGACUCAGCCCCUCGCCCGCCACUACGCUGCUGGACAGCUACGAGGUGUCUGGGGGUACAGUCAAGGAGCUGGUAGCCGGGUUAGAGGCUGUGGAAAACCACAUGGCUCUCACUGUCCUACAGGGGGCGCUGAAUACCACCAAGGAUGUUGCAGUCUCCCAAAGCACAACAGAGCUCCAGGAUGUGUGUGUCUCCGGGCCGCUGGAGGACCUGAAGCUCGACGGCCAGCAGGACAGCGGCUGGUGUGACAGCGGCGUGGAGCUGUCCACAGCGUGAACGCCUAGCAACGCAAACGCCUAGCAACGCAACCCCAGUCUCCCUAGACGACCCCCCGUCUCUCUAGACGACCCCCCGUCUCUCUAGACGACCCCCCGUCUCUGUAGACGACCCCCCAUCUCCCUAGACGACCCCCUCUCAAAUGCCAGUGAGAGAUCGCCACCACAACCCACUCUCCGACUGGAAGGGACUUUGCAUAUGCACUCCUAGGACAUCAAAGACUUCUUUUUAUAUGACAUGAAACUUUUUUUAUAUAGUGUUGCUAUUAAUAUUUCUUUUUUUAUGAGUAAAGAGAACAUGUUUAAAUGACUGUCAGUGAAACUGUUGGAAAUCUUACUAAUGAAUUAUUUGUUAGUAUACUCAACUGAGUACUUUCAAGGGAAAGUGGAAAAUGAGGAAGACAUUUAGUAGCCUAAUGUGUAUGCUAUGGUUCCAAAAUAAUCUUACAAUAAGAAUGUUAGUUAUUUAAUUAUUUAGAUUGUAGUGAUCCACACUACAGUUUCCAUCAGUGUGGAUAUGUUUCCUUGUUCAGAUAUUCAACUGUCAACAGAUUAGAAUUAUGCUUAUUGGUUGUUCAAACUAAAUAUUGAUAGCACAGGAUUUACAAAUGCCAAACUAUGUAGUGGUCAACGGUUUGUCUUGGAACUUUUGGGAAUUUAAGUAGCGGUUCAACCAUAUCAAUGUAUCCCUCAGGUAAAACAGGUAAUGAUGAUUGUAGAAUGUUCUCUGCAACACCCUUGGGGAUGAAGCCAGUUGAAAUGGCUCGGUGUAAAACCUUCUACACGCCACUGGUGUCUGACAGUUGCUUGUGUUUUGCAUAGACCUCUUUAUACCCACUUGUUUUUGAUGUUAGAGGCCUGACACCUUGUCCCGAAGGCCUGUUUCUCAGUUAUUUUUAGACCUGCUUCAUUUACUCAGUCUCUGUGUCUUGGCACUUGAGUGAAAGUUUUGUAUUAUGUUUCAAUCAUUUCUGCCAUGUGACAUUCAUCAGGUUAUCACUGUUGUUUGUAAACAGUUUUGGACUAGCCAGUACAGUUUAAUAUGCUUCAUGUUAUUAGUUUAACCCCUCCAUUGUAUGAGUUGAGAAAGUUCAUUCAUAAAACCGCUCAAAUAUCCUCCAUUUCCAGGUGGUUUGGAGGGGAAGCUGGAAAAUGGGUGAACCGGAUUUUAAGAGACAUUUUUUUGUAUUUCAAACCAAAGGUUUGACAGGCACUGCAUCACUGUGGGCUAACGCUGGGAUAUUUAUACAUGCACCCUGUCAACCAGCUUUGUGUACAGUCAGUUUGCGUCAACUGAUUUUAUUGUAAAACUUUUUUAAAUAAAAAUGGUAAAUAGC
Molecule: messenger RNA, 4464 nt
Organism: Osmerus eperlanus (European smelt)
Lineage: Eukaryota; Metazoa; Chordata; Actinopteri; Osmeriformes; Osmeridae
Gene: nfkb1
Product: nuclear factor of kappa light polypeptide gene enhancer in B-cells 1
Exons: 24
Coding region: 351-3128 (925 amino acids)
Biological process (GO): signal transduction; regulation of DNA-templated transcription
Cellular component (GO): cytoplasm
Molecular function (GO): DNA-binding transcription factor activity, RNA polymerase II-specific; protein binding; RNA polymerase II cis-regulatory region sequence-specific DNA binding
Source: RefSeq, a predicted model, not a curated record